Molecule: messenger RNA, 2743 nt
Organism: Ruditapes philippinarum (Manila clam)
Lineage: Eukaryota; Metazoa; Mollusca; Bivalvia; Venerida; Veneridae
Exons: 14
Coding region: 111-2099 (662 amino acids)
Biological process (GO): cGMP biosynthetic process; receptor guanylyl cyclase signaling pathway; intracellular signal transduction
Molecular function (GO): peptide receptor activity; guanylate cyclase activity
Source: RefSeq, a predicted model, not a curated record
UAAACGAAAAGUUUCCAGAAACAAACCCGUUUUGAUAAUAUAAUAGAUUUUUAGGGAAUAAAAACAACUGAAUUAUUACAGAAAAAUAUAUAAAAGAAUAAAACAUCAAAAUGCCUUGGUGGUUAAAGAGUAAGGGUACUAUACACCCGAGCAAGAUGCAGACGUCAAUGUCGAGUUCGAUGGCGUCAUUAUCUCCGUCACAACUUAACGCAGCCAUUAUGGACAUGCUCAAUGUUAACAAUACCGGAAAUCGAUGUCAAAAUGCAUGCCGAGGAGAUCCUAUAACAACAGCCGGGCAACGUAACCAGAUGAUUAAGAUGCUUGCAAUUAUUCUAAUUCCGGUGUUGAUUUUGGUUGGUCUGACAGGCAACUCGUUUGGCACAACGCUGAACAAUUACCUCUACUCGAACACCAUACGUUCAACGCUUCUGUUCAGUUUGGAUAUGGCAUACAUGAUACGUGCUCUUCAGCGCGAGCGAGAUGGCAGUGCCCUCUAUCUGAGUUCAAUCAGACCGGAAACGAAGGGAUUUCUGCUUGAGCGUUACCAGGAUACAGACGAAGCAGUGCAGACCUUGCCUUUUGGGGCCAAACGUCACUCAGGGAUUAUUCAAUAUAGAUAUGAACUUGACACCCUUCAAGUGACAUUUCACGACGAAUUGAUCACAUAUUCCGACUGGAUUGAAGUUUUUAUAAAGUGGUUUUAUAAGUCAAUUACGGAGGCACGUGCAGAAAAAGUGUGGAAAGCCUUUGUGGCAUAUCAGGAGUUGCUUGUUGCAUCGGAAUACCUCGGCAGAGAACGGGCCAUGGGUGUUAUCUUUUAUACCCUCGGGGAAUUCCCGACCAGGGAGGAAUACCUUUACUUCGUUGAAAGUCAGGACACGUCGAACGCUUCCUUUGCUGCUGCAAGACAAUACUCUCAGAUCGCCAAGGAAAUUUAUGAUGCGAAAAUUAAAGAAAAUCCCGAAAUCAUGAAAACAAUAAAGAACAAACGAGCGGAAAUCAGAUCCCGAAAUACUGGAGCAGACGACAAUACAAUGGGUUCCCUUGACGAGGCCAAAUACUGGUUUGAAAACAUGACGUAUUUCCAGGACAUAAUUAAGGAAGCACAAGUUUCAUUAGCGUUGACCAUAGACGGCUUGCUAGAGGCACGGCAAAAAACGGACCUUACCAAUAUCGUUAUCAUCUGCAUCAUCUUCAGCGCCGUCCUCAUCUUGUGCCCUAUAAUUAUAUAUGCGGUGUACAGUCUCACGGUUGAAAUUCAACGAUGUUCUAUACAUAUAGCAGACAGAACAAAAGCUCUAAGCAAGGAGAAGAAACGGACGGACACACUCUUGUAUCAGAUGUUACCCCGCCAGGUGGCAGAACAAUUGAAGCAGAACCAGGAAGUGACGACAGAGGAAUUUGUGCACGCGACGAUAAUGUUCAGUGAUAUUGUUGGCUUUACACAGAUUUCCUCAAGAAGUUCACCUCUCCAGAUCGUUGAAAUGUUGAACACCAUUUAUUCGUGUCUGGACGACAGGAUAGAGCUAUAUGACGUAUAUAAAGUAGAAACGAUUGGCGAUGCUUAUCUUGUUGUGUCAGGCGUUCCAAACCCAAACGGAAAACUGCACGCCUCUGAGAUUGCCUCUCUUUCAUUGGAUAUUCUGGAGCACGUGAACCGGAUGGAGAUUCCACACAUACCCGGAACUUACGUCAGACUACGUAUCGGCUGCCAUAGUGGUUCCGUGGUAGCAGGUGUGGUAGGAACUAAGAUGCCACAUUACUGUGUGUUCGGUGAAGCCGUCAAUGUGGCGUCAAAAAUGGAGGCUCUAGGAAAACCUUGUAAAAUACAUCUGAGCGAAACUACAGCUAACAUUCUAACAGAACUUGGUGGUUUUGUACUUCGUCAGAGGGAAAACUUUCAAGAAAAGAACGACCAUGACUUGAUGAUGGCUUUUAAGGGUAACGUACGCACGUAUUGGCUUAUCAGUAAGGAAGGAUUCGCGCCUUUGGACUCGGACCAUUCGGUUCAAGACCUUGCCGAACCUGAAAAAGUUUUGGAAGUCGGCACCGGUGGACAGGAUGAACAAGAAAUUGUCACGCCUGGGAGCAUUCAAUGAUAGGAACAUAUAUUGAUGAUGUCAGAACGAACAAUAAUAUUUUGCGCAUGCGCUGCUAAUUUAUAUCAUGAGUCCUGUCAUUUAUUUAUGAAUUAGUUUCUUUUUUAAUAUAUAUUUCUGUAACAGUUUGUAUGAUCUUCAUCGUGAUUACAGUAAGUUUUUUUGAAUGUCUGAAGUGCGAUCUUUAUCACCGAUCAUAGAAAAUACUGUUCAAAAGCGAUAUUGAAAAGGUAGGAAUAUAACUAGUGUCUUAAAUUUAUCUAUAUUUAACAUUCUUGAAACGUUAUUCAUUAAAACCUAUUAAAUUAAAUUCUGAAAAUUUAAAGCUAUAGAUCUAUUCAACAUAAUUAUCAUAACACAAAGACAGUGUAUAAACGAAAUCACUGUACCCUGUCUUGCGAGCAGAUAGUUUACAAUUUGAAAUGUGUAUCCUGUCGUGCGAUUACAAGAACGUACUUCUUCCGAUCACUGUACUUUACUUUGGAGCACAUACAUUUUAACUUGCAACUUUCUUACGAUAACAGAAAAAUGACUUUUUUACAUUGUAUAUACUGUCCAAAAUGAAAUAUCCACUUUCUAUUUAUGUCAUCAUGCAUGACGUCAUCAGCAGACUACUGCAAAGUUUCUGUCUAGCGCACACUUCU